UUGUCAACUCGUCAGGUUAGGUUUUUUUCUAAGAUGACGUCAUCAGUGUCAUCAUAGACGUCAAAAUAUUUUAUUUUUAUUAAAAAAAAUAAAAAGGGAUUCUUGUGAUAUUUUAAACAGAACUAUAGGACUUUCUUCUUUCUGAUAAUUCAACUGAUCAAAAUGGGUGACCAAUUUGACUGUGCCCUAGACCUCAUGCGAAGGUUACCACCUCAACAAAUCGAGAAAAACCUAAGUGACCUGAUUGAUCUAGUGCCAAGUUUAUGUGAAGAUCUUCUUUCAUCGGUAGACCAACCUCUUAAAAUUGCUAAAGAUAAAGAGACUGGCAAGGACUAUGUAUUGUGUGAUUAUAAUCGAGAUGGUGACUCUUAUAGAUCUCCCUGGUCCAACACAUAUUAUCCACCUCUGGAUGAUGGUCAAAUGCCCUCAGAGAGGCUGAGAAAACUAGAGCUUGAAGCCAAUAUGGCCUUUGAUCAGUAUAGAGAAAUGUACUUUGAGGGAGGUGUUAGCUCAGUGUAUUUUUGGGAUUUAGAUCAUGGUUUUGCAGGUGUUAUCUUAAUUAAAAAAAUCGGAGACGGUAGUAGAAAAAUUAAGGGCUGCUGGGACUCCCUACAUGUGGUGGAAGUCCAAGAAAAGAGUUCUGGAAGAAUGUCACAUUAUAAAAUGACCUCAACUGCCAUGCUUUGGCUUCAAACCAAUGAGGCUGGUUCCGGUACUAUGAAUUUGGGUGGCAGUUUGACCAGACAGAUAGAACAAGAUGCGCCAGUAAAUGAAAACAAUCCGCAUAUAGCCAAUAUAGGAAGAAUGGUUGAAGAGAUGGAAAAUAAAAUAAGGAAUACCUUAAAUGAAAUUUAUUUUAGUAAGACUAAAGAUAUUGUUAACAGUUUAAGAUCGGUACAACCCUUAGCGGAGAGCAGGAAAAAGGAUAUUCUCAAACAAGAAUUAGCGGCGGCGAUGCAAAAGAGGCAUAACAAAUCUGAUAACUGAUGCCUUCAGAUCUUUGAGAUCAAUUGUGGAAAAGAUGUAUAAAUUGUGCAUUUUGAUCUUUUAUCAUGAAAGUGUUAUUUAUUAUUCAGAAAGAUAGAUAGGUCGCUUCUAUAGGCUUAGCUGAACUGAAUUUUUGACAUUAUUGGUGCUCUAAAAGUAAUGUCCCUAAAUUAAUUGGCCUUUUUGGCAUUUACUAUUGUAUUUUUUUUUAUUUACUUUUUUUUACUAAAAACAUUAAUAACGUAAUGUUUGAAAAUAUUGCCCCAACUUUUUUUAAUGAAGUAUUAUAAUAAUAAUUAAUAUAAAUUAGUCCUUAAGUAAAAUAAUAUGUAAAAUAAAAACAUCUUUUAAAUGA
Messenger RNA from Anthonomus grandis grandis, 1342 nucleotides. RefSeq names its product F-actin-capping protein subunit beta (gene cpb). The record is from RefSeq and is a predicted model, not a curated record. The transcript is spliced from 6 exons. Gene Ontology annotation, biological process: negative regulation of filopodium assembly; cell morphogenesis; regulation of lamellipodium assembly. Gene Ontology annotation, cellular component: cytoplasm; F-actin capping protein complex. NCBI's taxonomy places the organism in Eukaryota, Metazoa, Arthropoda, Insecta, Coleoptera, Curculionidae. The coding region runs from base 163 to 987 and encodes 274 amino acids. Gene Ontology annotation, molecular function: actin filament binding.